Molecule: messenger RNA, 1105 nt
Organism: Morus notabilis
Lineage: Eukaryota; Viridiplantae; Streptophyta; Magnoliopsida; Rosales; Moraceae
Product: splicing factor 3A subunit 2
Exons: 3
Coding region: 332-736 (134 amino acids)
Biological process (GO): spliceosomal complex assembly
Cellular component (GO): U2 snRNP; catalytic step 2 spliceosome; U2-type prespliceosome
Source: RefSeq, a predicted model, not a curated record
GGAAAAAUUAUUUCCCCAAAUUUCUAAAUUCCCGCCGGUCCAUUCCUCCCCCCCGCCCCCUUUUUUUUUUUUGCUCUGCUUACUGCUCAUAUGUUUCCCCAAAUUUCCAAAUUCCCGCAGCUCCAUUCACCCCUUCCCCCUUUUGUUUGCUCUGCUUGCUGCUCAAAUUCCCCACUCUAGACCAGAGGCCUCCACUGCUUCCUCUCUAUCGUUCGCGUCGCUCAAUCUCGCCACCGACGAGCCUCCAUUGGUUCCCCUCCCUUAUCUAAGCUCCAAUUUCACUCUGAAUCCAAGCCCUAGAUCGUAGAAAACUACCCAAUAUGGACAGGGAAUGGCGUUCCAAGCCCACAGCGGAGGCGCCGCUUCCGUCCAGAACGAGGCCAUCGACCGCCGGGAGAGACUCCAGCGACUCGCCCGGGAAACUAUCGAUCUCGCCAAAUACCCCUACUUUAUGCGCAACCACCUCGAAUGCUAUGAGUGUAAGCUUUGUUGGACUCUGAACAAUAAAGAGAGGAAUUACGUGGCCCAGACUCAGGGGAAGCGCCACCAGACGAAUUUGGCCAAGAGGGCGGCUCGCGAGGCCAAGGAGGCUCCUGCUCAGCCUCAGCCCCAUAAGCACAAAGUCCACAUUCGGAAGAUAGUAUACACAUUUGAGGCCGGUAUGUCAAACCAAGAACGUGCUUUUAGGUACAUAUACACCGUGGCUAUGAUGUUUAAUUUGUGUAUUAUGGCCUAGUUUCUUAUGUCGAGUGAUAUUUGAAGUUAUGACAAUAAUGUGUUGCCGGUGUAUACCAUUUCGCUUGGCAUAUUGUUAAACCUUUUCGGUUCUGAACUCCUUGGUAAGUAUGCUUUGCUUCACUCUAACGGCCAUCCCCACCAAUAUGGCGAAGUUAGCUAAACCUUGAUAGCGUAAUUGUCAUUGCUUAUGAAGUUUGCUCCAUACGUGGAACCUUAGGGCCACCACACAUUCCUUACAUCAAAAAUAUAUACAUGGCCGCUUAUGGUAUGAAAUUUAAAUGCCAUGAUUAAUAUGUGUUUGGAGGCCAUGGAUCCUUAAACCGAGUGAUUUUUAAUGGUGUGAUAAUUGUUGGUUGCCGGUUUAUGC